GGUUUUAUUUACCGAUUUAGUUUUAUAAGCUAGUGCUAAAGUGAGAGAGUUGCAACGAUAAUAUUUAUCUCUUCAGUAGUUCUUGUAUUUAUCGAAAAAUUAUUAAAUUGAACGGCAAACCGGUGAAGUUAUAUUGAAUUGAAAGUAGCUUGUGCUACUCUGUUGUCAUGAGUAUUAAAACAGAUGACGGGAUAAACAGUGGAGAUUCUAAGAUCACUGGUGGUCGUGCAGAAAGUCUAGGGCAUGUGGGACUGCAUACUGAGGAGAGUGAGAUGCGCAGUGUAUACGACAGAUGGGCGGAGUCAUUUGAAAAGGACAUCGAGGAAGAUGUUAAAUAUGUCGGACACUUAUCGCUGGCAAAGGUGGUGCAAGAUUAUUACUACAGUGAAGUCGAUUGUCUAAUUAGCCAGGCCACUGAUGAUUUCAAUGAGGUACAUAUUUCCAGUGUUAAAACGAAGCCGACCGAUGGCGUGGAUGUCUUGGACAUUGGAGCAGGAACUGGAUUGGUAGCAACAGCUCUUGUCCCCUUCCAAUUCAGACGAAUCGACGCUUUGGACUUGAGCCGGGAGAUGUUGGCUCAGGCCAAAUCUCUGGGACUUUAUUCUCGUUGCAUACAGGCCAGUCUUAAUGAACCACUGCCCUUGGACGAAUGCAGCUACGACCUCGUAGUAUGUGCUGGUACCUUCACCCUCGGUCACGUAACAGCACACUGCAUCCCUAAUGUGCUCAAGGUGAUGCGACCAGGUGCUCUCUUCGUUUUCGGGGUUCGAGAAGACCUUAUGGAAACAGAUGAGCUAAAGAACUUCUACGGUUUUCCGCACUUUCUAAAUCAAUUGGAAAAAGAGACUCAGCUGAAAGUAGAGGAGAGACGAGACAAUAUGCCUUAUCAUCUGCUGGCUGGAAAGAGUUUCAAUAAGCCCCUGCACCAUACUAUAUUUGUCUGCAGACGCAUCUGAUUUUCAAAAAAAAACACAAAAAAAGUUUCAAUCUUGCUAUGAUUUUGAUUCAAACGUAUCUUGAUUAUUUUUUUAUAAUUACUGCAACGCUACGGGCUAAGUGAUUUGAUAAAAAUAACAAUUUUGAGAAA
Symsagittifera roscoffensis is the source of this 1087-nucleotide messenger RNA. RefSeq lists its product as uncharacterized. The record is from RefSeq and is a predicted model, not a curated record. Gene Ontology annotation, molecular function: methyltransferase activity. The coding region runs from base 168 to 956 and encodes 262 amino acids. The transcript is spliced from 4 exons. Lineage: Eukaryota; Metazoa; Xenacoelomorpha; Acoela; Convolutidae.